UUCUUUUUUUCAUUUUAAAUUUACAAAGCGCACACACAAAAAAAAAAAUACUCAAAUCACUACCAUGCCGCCACCACCAUCGUCGUCGUCGUCGUCGUCGUCAUCAUCAACGGCGACAUCCUUCCGUUCUUUCUCAAACCGUUGCCACAGCCAUGAGGAGUCCUCGUCGUCUUCUUCGUCAUCAUCAUCACUCAACCCCCACCGCAACAACCGCCACCGUAGUGUCCGAUCAUCCUCCGCCAUCGAAUCAAUCUCUCGAUUACCAUCAAUAAGAGAAACCCAAUUUUUAUUAUCCCUUCAAAAUAAAGAAAUCUCAGGCAUUUUACAGAAGUGGGUGAAUUAUGGUAAAGGUUGGCGUCCUCGUUUUUUCCUUCUCGAUGAUGGGGUCUUAUCUUACUACAAAACCAAUGGUCGUCACCACCACCACCACCGUAAGAAAAAUACUCCCCCUGGAGAAGAUAUUUCACGUUGGAUCUCUCGCCUUGGAAAUCCCAUUGGGGAAAUUCAUCUCAAGGUUUCUUCUAUCAAGGAGAGUAGAUCGGAUGACAAGAGGUUUUCGAUAUUUACGGGGACAAAAACGUUGCAUUUGAGGGCGGGGAGCAGGGAGGAGAGAGUGGAAUGGAUGGAGGCCUUGCAGGCGGUGAAGGAUUUGUAUCCGCGGGUACCAAAUAGUGGUGAGCUGACGGGAAAUGGGGGGCUGGUGGUGGUUUCGACGAAAAGGUUGAGGCAAAGAUUGAUGGAUGAAGGAUUGAGUGAAGAGGCUAUAAAAGAAAGUGAACAAAUAAUGAGGGAUGAAUUUUCACUUCUUCAUAACCACCUUGUGGUCCUCAAGCAGAAACAGGCUCUGCUUGUCGACACAUUGCGCCAAUUAGAGUCGGAGAAAGUAGAUUUGGAGGACACGGUUGUUGAUGAAAGCCAAAGGCAGCAUGAAAAUAUGUCUGGAUUAAGGCAACAGAAAUCCGCCGAGGGAAGUGCAAGUGGCUCCGAUGAUGAUCAUGACAGACAUGAUGCUGCAGAGGAGGAAACAGAUGAUGAAGAUGAUGAUGAUGAAUUCCUUGAUACUCAAGAUUUUCUUUCAUCAAGUUCGUUUAAAAGUGCUGAAUCUGAAUUUCAGAAAACACCAUAUGAUUCUGAUGAAGACGAAGGGCCGCUUGAUAUUGAAGAUGGCAUGGAUUCCUGUAUCAAAUUUGUUGGAUCUAACUACCCUUGUGUUAUGAGGCGAAAGAAACUGCCUGACCCAGUUGAGAAGGAGAAGGGGGUCAGUCUUUGGUCAAUGAUUAAAGAUAAUAUCGGGAAGGAUCUUACUAGAGUUUGUCUUCCAGUUUAUUUCAAUGAGCCCAUCUCUUCUUUACAGAAAUGUUUUGAGGAUUUGGAAUACUCGUUCCUUCUAGAUCGAGCCUAUGAAUUUGGUAAAAUGGGUAAUAGCCUUAUGAGAGCACUCAAUGUGGCAGCGUUUGCAGUAUCAGGAUAUGCCUCUACUGAUGGAAGACAUUGCAAGCCAUUCAAUCCACUACUAGGGGAAACAUACGAGGCUGAUUAUCCUGAUAAAGGCAUUCGCUUUAUCUCUGAGAAGGUUAGUCAUCACCCAAUGGUUGUUGCCUGCCAUUGUGAGGGUCGAGGCUGGAAAUUUUGGGGUGAAAGUGAUUUAAAAAGUAAAUUUUGGGGUCGUUCAAUUCAACUUGAUCCUGUUGGCACCUUAACACUAGAGUUUGAUGAUGGAGAAAUUUUCCAGUGGAGUAAGGUGACAACAUCCAUUUACAACCUUAUUUUAGGGAAAUUAUACUGUGAUCAUUAUGGUACAAUGAAGAUACAGGGGAAUCAGAAAUACUCCUGCAAGCUAAAAUUCAAAGAGCAGUCACUCAUUGACAGGAAUCCCCACCAGGUACUAGGUGGUGUUCAAGAUAAGAAUGGUAAAACAGUGGCAAGUUUAUUUGGCAAAUGGGAUGAUAGCAUGCACUAUAAAAUUAAUGGUGAUUCAAGGAAUGCAAACGGAUCAGAGCCCCAUUUGCUCUGGAAGCGGAGCAAACCAUCAAAGCAUCUGACCAGAUAUAAUCUAACACGCUUUGCUAUAACUCUGAAUGAGCUCACACCGGAGCUUAAGGAGAAACUGCCAUCAACAGACUCCAGGCUGAGACCUGAUCAGAGAUGCUUGGAAAAUGGAGAGUAUACAAAGGCCAAUGAAGAGAAGUUACGACUAGAGCAGCGGCAACGACAGGCACGGAAGAUGCAAGAGAGAGGCUGGAAGCCUCGGUGGUUUGUGAAGGAGAAAGGUGGUGAAACUUAUAGCUAUGUUGGUGGUUACUGGGAUGCCAAGGAAAGGGGCAACUGGGAAUCAUGUCCUGAUAUCUUUGGCCAAGUAUCCCCUGAUCAAAAUUUUGACUAGCAGCAUAAUCUGCACCUUUCUUUUCUUUUGAUUUACACCAUUCUUUAUUUCCUCUUUCCUGAAUAUAUUCAAAGAGAAAAAUAAAUUUGUUUCAAAGGAAAAAAGAAAAAAAAAAUUGUUUCCAGAAGUACUGCAAGGAUCAACUGACGUUUACAGUAUACAACAACAAUGUAAUGAUGGUUCUGCAUACCCUAGAAAUACAUCUAGUUCUUGUCUGAGUCUGGAUCGAAAUAUUUAGCUCAUCUAGGAUGAGAGUUUAAUUUUUAUAUUAUCGUUUUGGAUUUUAAUGUCGA
Messenger RNA from Populus nigra (black poplar), 2676 nucleotides. Its product is annotated as oxysterol-binding protein-related protein 1B-like. Gene Ontology annotation, cellular component: intracellular membrane-bounded organelle; cytosol; membrane. The coding region runs from base 65 to 2383 and encodes 772 amino acids. The transcript has 10 exons. The record is from RefSeq and is a predicted model, not a curated record. Lineage: Eukaryota; Viridiplantae; Streptophyta; Magnoliopsida; Malpighiales; Salicaceae. Gene Ontology annotation, molecular function: sterol binding.